UGUGACGGCAUGGACGGGUACCUUGAUCAACCGAUAAGAUGAUGUAAUUGAAUAUGAUAAUCGUCUUUCUAGUGAAAUGAAGUACCUCUAUUUGGUGCAGCCUGUGUACUAUACAUGUGGUUGAUGACAUUAUGUCAUUAUCCGAACUAAACUUACGGAGACAACAUGAAUCAACACAAGAUAACACGGAUAGCGCUAAGGUGCUCCUCGAGUUUCGAGGAAAGACGGCCAAAUUUAGCAGAGAAUGUGGCUAAAUAAAGCACAACGAGUACUGGUGAUUGGGGUGGGGAAGAAUCAUAGCCAGAGGUUUGAGGAAACACAUCCAAAUUUAGCUGAAAAAUUCUCUCUAAUUCUAAAUGUAGCCAUUUUACUAUGGUGGGUAAGGAAGAAGCAUGUCCAUGGAAUUAAUUAUAUUAAUCACCCCAGUCGUUUCUCUUUUGUAAAGGAGGAACGGGGCAUUUGUUACCCAGAUAAUUCAGCAGUAACAAUGACCCCUACAGUUUCCUUCUCGGUUUUCGCGAUCGCAUUGCUGAUCGUAGGCACUUCGGCUAAUGAGGAGCAGGUACUUGGGAUAUUUGGUUAUGGAGGCAAGAAUGGCCCUGACCAUUGGGGAGAAUUGAGCUCAAAAUACUCUUCAUGCUCAAACGGGAAAUGGCAAUCUCCUGUGGACAUUGUGAAGGACAAAGUUGUGCGUAACAAGAACAUGAAACCCUUGAUCAGAGACUAUGGUCCCGCAAAUGCCACUCUGGUCAACAACGGGUUUAACAUUGCGAUCAAUUUUGGGGGACAUUUGGGAGUGUUGGUUGCAGAUGGGAAGAACUUCACCUUCAAGCAUAUGCACUGGCAUUCUCCUUCCGAGCACCAGAUUGAUGGACAUAGAUUUCCUGUGGAGAUGCAUAUGGUCCACGAGGCAGAUGACGGCAGCUUCGCAGUUGUGUCAACCCUCUACAGAUAUGGUGAUCCCGAUCCUCUUCUUUCUAAGAUAAAGGGAAAUUUGGAUGAACUGGCCAAGGAAAAGUGUGCAGAGCACGAAGAAGCUCAUAUCCCUCUUGGAUACUUCAACACCAGGUGGCUGAUGCGGAAGACCCGCAAAUAUUACAGAUACUACGGUUCUCUCACCACUCCCCCAUGCACCGAGAAGAUCAUGUGGAAUAUUCUCGGCAAGGUGAGAUCAAUCUCCAAGGAUCAAAUAGAGGCACUGAAGAAGCCAUUGGUGUCUAAUUGCAAGGAGAACUCGAGGCCAGUACGGCCAUUGAAUGGGCGCCUGAUUGAGCUAUACGAUGAGCUUGGCGGCAAACAAGUUUAAUUACACCAUGCAUCCAUCUUCACCACUCAUCGAAAGAGCUGCUGCAUUUAUGUUUUCUACUUCAUGCAUCAUGUAUAUUAUGAACUAAUCUUAUAAUCAAGUACAACAUAUAUAUUAUUUAUAUCGUGUAUAUGUUCCUAUGUAGUUCAUGCAGUGCCUAGAAAAAUGAAUUCUCUUCGGCACGCAUGGUAGCUUCAGUCUUGCAUACAGGAAUGAUUAUGUCAAUUCCAUUUUCUUCAA
This is a messenger RNA of Carya illinoinensis, 1546 nucleotides long. Its product is annotated as alpha carbonic anhydrase 1, chloroplastic-like. The transcript has 7 exons. Bases 245 to 1306 code for a protein of 353 amino acids. The record is from RefSeq and is a predicted model, not a curated record. Lineage: Eukaryota; Viridiplantae; Streptophyta; Magnoliopsida; Fagales; Juglandaceae. Gene Ontology annotation, molecular function: zinc ion binding; carbonate dehydratase activity.